Tetrahymena thermophila SB210 is the source of this 435-nucleotide messenger RNA. Its product is annotated as transmembrane protein, putative. The transcript has a single exon. The record is from RefSeq and is a predicted model, not a curated record. NCBI's taxonomy places the organism in Eukaryota, Ciliophora, Oligohymenophorea, Hymenostomatida, Tetrahymenidae.
AUGACACCUCCUAUGAGAAAUGUCAUAGAAGGUAGUAAAAAUAUAGUUUAAAAUAUUUCUAAAGAUGGAAUAAAGCAAGCUAUUAAAGGAUAAAUACAAACAAUAGCCAAAAUUGGUACAAAAGAUUUAUUUCUUUCAUCAUUAAAAUCUUAAUUUAGCAAAUUUACAUUAGCCAUUCAUUUAGGGUUAUCUCUUUUUGAAUUAUUUUCAAUAGUUAAAGAAUAUUAAAAAAAUAAGAGUCAAGAUAAUGCAAUUAUUGAUGUUUUAUAAAGUAAACUUAAAUAUCAGUUAUGUGCUUAUGGGGUAAAAGUUUCUUCAACAUAUUUAGUUCAGGGUAGUAUAACAACAGCAUGUACAGUAAUAGGCUCCUUAAUUUGUCCUGGAAUAGGAACUGUUAUAGGAUCAUUACUUGGUUGUUUAUUAUCUUUUUUUUGA